CUCGGAUGGAUGAGGCUGUUCACUGGAAAUCAUUUCUUUCGUGAUGUACAUUAUAGGAAAUCGGACCGUACUAACGUCAACUGUUUGGAAAAUUAUUUUUUGAUCCAGAAAGUGGUACUUCCGCUUUCCGUACUUCUAAAUCUACACACCUUGCUUUUUUCAUUUAACGCACGCAGUCCGAAGUGAAGGUCGCUGUUUAACGAAAGAAGGCAGACGGAUAGUGAAUGACCCGCUCUGAUUCAAUUUUCCAAUUUGGAGCUUCUUGAAAGUGAGCUAAAUCAGACUUUGCUGUACAAGAAAACAGUUGCAUACUGUCAAAUACGUGCAUGCAGAAUUACCGUGAACUAUCAUUUUUCUUAACAUGUCGAUCAAAUCGUUUAACGGAAUGUUUAUCAGUUUAUUGACAACGACCCUACUUAUGAGCCAUAUUGUAAUAACAAACGCUCUGCUGAAACGUUGCUACCAGUGUCGAUCACGAAGUGAACUUGGCAGCUGCAAAGAUCCGUUUCUUUUCAACGCGACCGUGGUGGAGAAUGAACGUGGCGUUACAGCAGUUCCGUGUGCUUCCGGUUGGUGUGGCAAGGUUAUAGAAGGAAUGGGAUCCUUCCGAGAAGAUGACUAUGAUAUGGCCACACAACGCAUGUGUGUGCAGCGAGGACCAUCAGACUCUGAAGACCGGUGUGCGUACACGGUGUACAACCACAAAAAGGUGUAUAUGUGCUUUUGCCAAGGUGAUCUCUGCAAUCAUGGUACUGUCUACUCUCGAAAUACUCAACGCACUUGGGCCAUUAUCACUGUAGGAUCACUGCUGUUGAUGCUUUCGCAACGAUUCUCUCUUUGAUAGCUGCCAGAACAAAAACAAUGACAAUGACUCAGAUUCGGAAGGUGGUGCAGUUAAAAAAAGGCGAAACUACUGAGGGAUAGAUGCGAAUACAGAAAUGCAUUAAUCGUACGUUUGCCUAAUCAAAAAAGAAAUAUUUUUAUCUGUAUUUCAUAACCACCUAACCAUCGAUGCCACAUUCCGUCCAGAUAGCAAUUGUACUCAUUUAAUCACUCUAUUUUACAUUUGCGUUCUUAUGUACCAACGACAUGUAUUACCUGUGAAUAUCGUACUUAUUUGUUUUACAUUCUCUGAUGGUCUGUAAGAUAUAUUUGCGACCGUUUUGAAAAAAAAAGUUAGAUAAGUAUAUUUUUAUA
This is a messenger RNA of Anopheles bellator, 1197 nucleotides long. RefSeq lists its product as uncharacterized. The transcript has 3 exons. Lineage: Eukaryota; Metazoa; Arthropoda; Insecta; Diptera; Culicidae. Bases 362 to 841 code for a protein of 159 amino acids. Gene Ontology annotation, biological process: positive regulation of voltage-gated potassium channel activity; regulation of synaptic transmission, cholinergic; sleep. The record is from RefSeq and is a predicted model, not a curated record.